GCAGCUCCGAGCGGUUUCAUUGACAAACAUCCCGGCUGCUGCAUUUCUGUCACGGACGUUGUCGAGGAGCGGAGCAUCGCCGGGGGGAGCGGUGCAGAGCAGCAGCAGAGGAGGAGGAAGAAGCAGCUGCAGUCUUCAUCAACAACAACCGCCGGUGUGAGUCGCACCAGCUCAUACACACUAAGCUGUUGAUUCGCCACUUUGGACCCGGACUGGCCCCUCACGCACGCCCUCCUCCUCCCCCAGGCACCCUCUCGGGCACUGUCAGAAGAAGAAGCACCUGAGCUGGGAUCCACAGCCUCUGUCACUCAGAGCCCUCGGGGGAUGUGAGGCGGCGUCGUUAACGCGCACUCACUGGAUCAUCACUGGAUUUGUUUCAUCCACUUCCAUGACGCGCCAGGACGCACCGAUGGAGGAUUCUGGACGCUUUUUAAAAACAUGGACAUCUGCGGGACUGCAGCGGCCGGUGUGUGAUGCGAACUGAGCCGUGGGUGGUGUAGACCCCCUCCCAGCACCACACACACCCCCACCGCCUUAUCAGAGAACUCUUCCUCCGAGCGGGACGCACAGCCUGGUUUCACUCCACCGGGGGAACAUGUCCCGGGCAGCGGCUAUAGCCAGCUCCCUGAUCCGCCAGAAGCGGCAGGCGAGGGAGCGGGAGAAGGCGAACGCAUGUCGCGGCAGCGGCAGCCCGAGCAAUAGCAAAGGCGCAAAUGAGAAGCCGAGCAAGCUGAAUGUGUUCUCGCGUGUCAAACUGUUUGGAUCGAGGAAGAAACGGAAGAGAAGGCGACCACCAGAGCCCCAGUUAAAGGGCAUUGUGACCAGGCUUUCCAGUCGUCAGGGCUUCCAGCUGCAGAUGCAGCCCGAUGGCACCAUUGAUGGAACCAAGGAUGAGGACAGCACAUAUGCUGUGUUCAACCUGAUUCCGGUGGGGCUUCGUGUGGUGGCAAUCCAGGGCGUCCAGACCAAACUCUACCUGGCAAUGAACAACGAAGGCUUUCUCUACACCUCUGAGCAUUUUACCCCGGAGUGUAAGUUCAAGGAGUCCGUGUUCGAGAAUUACUACGUCACCUACUCCUCCAUGCUGUACCGGCAGCAGGCCUCAGGCCGGGCCUGGUACCUGGGACUGAACAAGGAGGGCGGAAUCAUGAAGGGGAACCACGUGAAGAAGAACAAGGCUGCCGCACACUUCAUACCGAAACCGCUCAAAGUGGCCAUGUACAGGGAGCCCUCCCUCCAUGACCUGACAGAACUCUCACGGUCCGGCAGCGGCACACCGACCAAGAGUCGAAGCGCUUCGGCCCUACUUAACGGAGGAGGGAAAUCCCCCAGCAACAAUGACUUAUCCUAGCCCCACACCCCUCACACACACACACACACACACACGCAUAUACACACAGACACAUGCACACACACAAAUCUCAGGCGGAGGGAAGACGCCCAGCAACAAUACCUUAUUCUAGCCCCCUCAUCCCCCACACAGUCACACACAUACACAUGAAUACACCUCCAAGCACACACACACACACAUGCAGACACACACAGAUCUCAGGCCGACAUGCCCACACAUCAGGCAGGUGAGGGUCAGGAGACGGGGCAAAUGGAGGAGGACAGGAUUGUGUUCUUCCACUUCACGGAGCCCACUGUGACUGACUGUGAUGUAAAUAAAUCAAGGACAAUCAAGCCGUCUGACUCUGCUGCUCUGGUCUGCAGACGGACAGGACCUGUGAAUCUCUUCCCUCGACGACUCCUCCCGUAAGGCACCCAGACAGAACGAGGGAGGGAGAGGAGGAGGGAUGGAGAGACUCAGUCAGUCAGUCAGUCAGUCACACAGUCCUAUGAACAGACUGUUACAGAGAACCAAAGAGUCCAAGUAUUAGCUAACAAAGUUAUCGCUAUUAAAUAAGGCAAGUGACAAGAAAGAGCAACAAAGGGGAGGAGGAAGGUCUUUAUCUACUCUACCAUACGCUAUGUUUACACAGAGUUCAUGGGGUUAAGUCAUAUUUUUAAAAAUGGCGAUCGUAUUCCUCGUACACUUACAAGGACUGAUCAUUUGUUUGCAUGCAGGUGCGCCUGUGUGUGUGUGUGUGUGUGUGUGUGUGUGAGUGGUCAGGGUUAGCGUGUCAUGCUCUGCUCUCGCAGCAGGUGUGCAUGUGUGUGUGUAUGUGUGUGUGUGUGUGUGUCUGGGCAAUUGAGUUUGAGUGUGUGCAGACGCAUCUGUCUGGGGGGGUGGGAUUUUACCUUUUUAAGAUCUGUUGUAUAUCAGACAAAACUCCUGAGGGCUUUAGCAGGUUAAAAUAAGGUUACUGUAUAUGCUUCCAUGCUUACUUCUUACAAGCAAUGCUGUUGUUUAUCUUCCGUUCGUUGUCGUCGUCCCUUGCUGUUUGUUUGUUUGUUGUUGCAUGGAAGCUUGUGGACCUCUGCUCAGUAGCAGCAUGCUGAAGGUCCUUUUUUUUUCUGGUCUUACGUGUUCCUGACCAAGAGAGAACACUAGUGAGCCAAUAGUGUCAUACCACAACACUAGUGAACCAAUGUGAGGGUGUUAGAACACUACUGGACCAAUAGUAUUGCACCAGAACAUGAUUGGACCAAUAGUAUUGCACCAGAACAUGAUUGGACCAAUGGUGUUGGACCAGAACUUUGGUGAACCAAUAGGAGCACAGACUAACUUAAUAUUUUGGUUCCUGCUGUGGACAAACUAGAAAUGCACUAAAUAAACUCUUU
Molecule: messenger RNA, 2724 nt
Organism: Paralichthys olivaceus (Japanese flounder)
Lineage: Eukaryota; Metazoa; Chordata; Actinopteri; Pleuronectiformes; Paralichthyidae
Gene: fgf13b
Product: fibroblast growth factor 13b
Biological process (GO): regulation of voltage-gated sodium channel activity
Cellular component (GO): cytoplasm; nucleus
Molecular function (GO): sodium channel regulator activity; growth factor activity
Source: RefSeq, a predicted model, not a curated record